Molecule: messenger RNA, 2711 nt
Organism: Bacillus rossius redtenbacheri
Lineage: Eukaryota; Metazoa; Arthropoda; Insecta; Phasmatodea; Bacillidae
Product: heparan sulfate 2-O-sulfotransferase hst-2-like
Exons: 6
Coding region: 746-1897 (383 amino acids)
Cellular component (GO): membrane
Molecular function (GO): sulfotransferase activity
Source: RefSeq, a predicted model, not a curated record
GCCGUCACCGCCGAAAACAAGCCCGCAGCUCAAGAGUCGAAGAGUCGAAGAGUCGAAGAGCCUCGUCGCCUAGUAAACAUCUCUCGUCUCCGUCUCGCGCGGACCGAUGUGAUUUUCCGGCGGGGAUCUCGUUUGGCCUCGGCUCCACUCGACCGCGCGUCGGAGAAGAACCGGUGGUGUCGUCUGUCUCCGAGCGCGGUGCCGAAACGGCGUCCCCGUGUUCGGUUCCGACUAGGGAGCUCUGUCCGUUCGUCCAGCGCCAGACCAGGCCACUCGGAAAGCCGAGGAUGUUCUGGAACAACGCACCGGGGUUGGAUGCGGUGACCUCGGCAUUCCACAGUUAAAUUCACGUUGUUUAUAUAUUUUUUCUUUUUCUUUUUCAAACCAAGAACCGACCUCCUACAAACAGAGGAAGUUCUUCGUGAAAGGUAAAACACACGAGUGGAUAAAAAGGAGAGGGAAUAUAUAUUUUUUUUAGUGAAGGCUGAAGAAGUUUUCGAUUCAUGUGUGCAGAGUACGUUAACUCGACGGUAUAGUUUUUUGCGGCCAGUGUUUUGAACGGUGCGAGUGGUGGGUAAAGUACGUUUAACUAGACGGUAUAGUUUAAACGGUGCGUAAAGUACGUUAACUGAACCGUACAGUUUUUGCGGUCAGUGUUUUGAACGGCGCGAGCGUGGGAGGGGGGGAGCCGGAAGGGGAAGGAUGCCCACGACGACGACGACGGAGACGACCUCGGGGUGACCCCAUGUCGCCGCCGUCGCUGCUGGCGCGCCGUCGCAGCGGGCACUCGCGGCUGCUGCUGUGCGCGGCGCUGGCCACCACGGCCUGGUCGCUCGUCGUGCUGCACCUCAAGAUCUCGGAGGCGCGGCGCGGGGCUUCAGCGGCGGUCGUCGUCGGCCCGGACCACCCGACGUCGACGGAGGCGGCGAGGGUCGCCCGCGCCCCCACCAGGUCCAUGGAGGAAGGCCGCAUGUCGGCGGCGCGGCCCAGCGACCACGUGGUGUUCUUCAACCGCGUGCCCAAGGCCGGCGGCGAGAUGCUCGUGCUGCUGCUGCAGUGGCUGCAGGGCGCCAACGGCUUCCGGCACGUGCGGCUGGGCGGCGGGCACGUGCGCCGGCUCAGCAGGCUGCAGCAGGAGGACCUGGUGGAGGAGGUGACGAUGGCGGUGAGGAGGCAGGCCGUUCCCGUCAGCUUCGACCGCCACGUGUACUUCCUCAACUUCAGCCGGUUCGACCGGCAGUCGCCGACGUUCAUCAACCUGGUCAGGGAUCCCGCCGAGAAGGCGCUGUCCAGGUACUACUACGCGCGGGCGACGGCGAACCCCAGGAACCCGGACCUGAAGGCGGCGCCGACCCAGGCCACGCCUCGGCGUCGCCCGGACGACGACGGCUCGUUCGAGGCGUGCGUGGCCGAGCAGCGGGCCGAGUGCAGCUUCGCGGCGGGCCGCCACUACGACCUCGCCAUCCCCUACUUCUGCGGCCACGAGGAGUUCUGCACGGAGCUGGACAACGAGCGCGCGCUGAGCGUUGCCAUGGACAACGUGGAGCGCUACUUCCCCGUGGUGGGGGUCCUGGAGGAGCUGAACGCCACCCUCGCCGUGUUGGAGAGCACGCUGUCCUACUUCUUCAAGGGCGUGCAGCGGCUGUACUUCGACGAGCUGCUGGAGCCACACAAGAACAGGAACCGCAAGAAGCCGGCGGAGAUCAGCCCGGGAACACGCUCCAAGCUGGAGAGCAGCCUCCGCCUGGAGUACGUCUUCCACCGGUGGCUGCGCAGCAGACUGCUUCGGCAGCACGGGUCUAGGACCUCGGAGGGAGCGCCGAGGAUCGCCAAGUACCUGGGUCCCGACGGCACGAAGAGACCCCCGGGCCUCGGGCCGGUCGGCAACUCGCUCUAGCCCCGCGAGCCGAACAUCUUGUCCAUGAGUUCACGUACUCUGCCUGGAGUUUCCUGGUCUGUUGGCUUCAGCUGAGUCUAAAGCAAGUGUGGCUUCAGUGAAGCGGGAGAGGCAUUCACGUUCCCUGCCUGAGGUUUCCUGGUCUUUUGGUUUCAACUGAGUCUAAAGUAAGUGUGACUUCAGCUGAGUCUAAAGCAAGUGUGGCUUCAGUGAAGCGGGGGAGGGGGGAAGGGGUGGUAGGUGCGACAACUCCUCCUAAGCCUCAAUAUCAUUUUUAAUAUUGCAUUUUGUAGGGUAUAUUUAUGUUUCCUUAAAUAUUUAGACUCGUGUGUUAAAAAACUUAAUUUUUGAUGCGUUGAAGUUCCCAACCAGAUGCUCAAAAACUUUCUCAGCCUCUUCAAAACCUGGGUUCGGCGAAUAAAGGGCCAGGACUCAAGUAUUAAGUUCCGACUUACUUAAACUCGUUGAAAGAACUUACAUAAACCAUUCAACAAUGGUACCCAGAAAUAUAUGCGUGUGCAACGAAUGUGAAACAGGUGUCUUGGCACCACUACUAUCACAAAUUUCGUUUUUUCAGUAACAUGUUAUAAAUUUUUUUUACUAAAAGUGUGUGUGAUAAAGAUAUUUCCCAUUUUUGUAUUGAACUACUGUUGUAGAACAUUUAACCUAAAAAGAAUAACUAUUCUAAUUGAAUUAAGUAUUUUUGUAUGUGUUUGGAGGAAUGUGAACUGUAAAUUACAGUACAUAAUAACAAUAAUUUGACAAGGUAAAAAUUGAGAAAUAAACUACAAAUGAAUUGUUUUAAUUGUGUAAA